GUGUCUUUAUAACGCUCAUCACGACCUCACUACUAACGACUCCUGCUCCAAUGCGGAUCUCACUUUUAUCCCUAGCUUUCCUCACUGGGCCCGUGCUUGCCCAGGUUCCCCUUCCACAACCUCCCUUUAUGCCACCAAAUGCAUCUUCGGGUGCCGUACCAUCAUCAUCAGGAGGGGUACCGAACGCUCAAUGGUCUACUCUACUAGGCAACCUAUUGUAUUUCUACGAGGCACAAAGAAGUGGAAAACUCCCAAGCACCAACCGUGUUCCAUGGAGAAACGACAGUGCUGUUAACGAUGGCUCAGAUGUUCACCUGGAUUUGAGUGGCGGCUAUUACGACGCUGGAGAUUACAUCAAGUGCACAUUUCCGCUGUCUUUCACUGUAAUGUCAAUCUGCUGGGGAGCAACAGAUUUUGGAAAAGGUUACGACUUAGCAAAUCAGACCCCUUACUUGGAUGACAUGCUGCGGUGGAGUCUGGAUUGGCUCAUGAAAGCUCAUCCUUCCAACGACACUUUAUUUGUUCAGAUAGGAGAUACUGAUCUGGACAAUGCAUAUUGGGGAGGUGAUCAAAAUAUACCAGAGCCACGGCCGUCAUAUCAAAUUAACAACACUAGCCCAGGAACCGAUGCCGCUGCAGGCGUAUCCGCAGCGUUUUCUGCCUGCUCGAAUCUCUAUUCCAACCGUCUGUUUUCAAGUAACUACUCUGGCCCCGCGACACUUCAAAAUUCAACUUACGCGGCUGAACUACUCCAACAUGCCCAGACUUUAUACUCUUUUGCAGUGAGCGCCUCGCAGACUGAAUACCAAAAUUCCGUGCCCGUUGCGGGAGAUGCGUACGCUUCAUCUGGUUACGGUGAUGAGUUGACCCUUGCCGCAUUGUUCCUGGCCUGGGCAACAAAUUCUUCGUCGUUGUACCAAGAUGCUGAGAACUAUUAUACGAAGUUUGGGUUGGGUGGUUAUGACGGUGUCUUCAACUGGGACUCCAAAACUCCCGGUAUACCUGUAUUAUUUGCACAGAUUGCACAAGCGAACCCAGGUUUUGGUGGCGGCAACAUUUCGACGUGGCAGUCACAAGCUGAGAACUAUUUCGAUGGCAUCGUCAAUGGUAGUGGCAGUGGCUACAUGACGCGUGGCGGAUUACUUUACUAUACUGGGGACUCGGACGAAGCUAGCGUGAACCCGUCUCUUAACGCAGCCAUGCUUUUGACGAGAUACGCCCAGAUAGCUUCUAGUCAAAACAAGAAGAGUUCCUACUUGAAUUACGCCAAGAGUCAAGUUGACUACGUUUUGGGUAAAAACCCUAUGUCAGCUCCGUAUAUCGUGGGCUCCAAUCCUAAUUCCCCUGCAAACCCUCAUUCCGCCAUGGCAAGUGGUGGCAAUGAUACCAACAAUAUCAAUACUUCCCCUAUGCAGGAGGCAUACGUUCUGUAUGGGGCUAUUGUCGGGGGACCUGACCAAUAUGAUAGGUUCUUUGAUAUAAGGGGUGAUUGGCCAGAAACUGAGGUGGCGCUAGAUUACAACGCUCCUAUGUUGACUUUAGCAGCGAUGCAUGCCCUCAAUGACUCAUCUGAUCCAUUCUUCACCUCUUUGCAACCAGGCGCAUACAGUCAAAAACAACCACAAGGCUUCCCUUGCGAUGCUGCCUACUCGCAGGGCUGUGGAGGGCCUCGUCUCAGUAAAGGUGGAGAGAUUGCGAUGGCGGUUAUAAUCGGUGUCGUGGGAUUGACCAUAUUCUCUUUGAUUGGCUGGCUCUUUCUUUUAUCUUUCCAGGAUGGAAAGAUGGGUUGAAAUUUCACUUAUCUGAUAUUAUCUGGACUAUAUAUACGACUUCGUUUUCGCAUUUGAUAUUUAGUAUUUUGGGUUUGGUUUGCUUUUUGCGGGGACUUUAUUCACACCUUUUCUUUUCCCAUUUUUUCUGACCUUGCUUCGCUAUUCACAUCUACAAUCAACGACAUUAAUGAUCAUAUUAAAUGCUAGUCAUGAUUUCCGUCAUCUAUCAGUAAACCUCCAAUACAUAUCUUUCCUCUUC
This is a messenger RNA of Serpula lacrymans var. lacrymans S7.9, 2031 nucleotides long. RefSeq names its product glycoside hydrolase family 9 protein. Lineage: Eukaryota; Fungi; Basidiomycota; Agaricomycetes; Boletales; Serpulaceae. Gene Ontology annotation, molecular function: hydrolase activity, hydrolyzing O-glycosyl compounds. The record is from RefSeq and is a predicted model, not a curated record. Gene Ontology annotation, biological process: carbohydrate metabolic process. The coding region runs from base 51 to 1790 and encodes 579 amino acids. The transcript is spliced from 11 exons.